UGAGGCUAAAUUGUUUGAGUAUGCUUCAGGCAAAGAACAGGGUCUCCAACUCAAAUCUACAGGGGUUUUCCACACUUUCAAUAUCCCACAUGUGGCGUCAUCUCUCCUGUCCUGUGUGGAUGUUAUCGUCCUAAAGGACACACGGUUUCCCCGGCAACUAGGGCUCCAAUCGCCCCGGCCAGCUGCAGAUUAGUUCAGCGGUGGGGGGUUGUGGUGGUCAGGGAGGGGGGUGAUGAUGGAAAAUGGAGAGGGAGGAGAGAGAGAGAGAAAGAGAGAGAGAGGGAAGGAGGGGGGUGGGAAAAGUUUGAGGAGGGGAGAGAGGAAGGAGAAGGAGCCGCCAGCGUCAGUGAGAGAUAGGAGCCCGAAUGAGUGAGUGUGUGUGAGGGUAGAGAAAGAGCUGUAAACAUUUUAGCCCCGAGGCUGGACUGGAGGAGGGAUUUCCCUGACUUUGGGUCUUUUUCAAACCUUUUUUCCUGUGCGCUUGUGGAGAGCUGGGUCUUUCUCUGUGUGGGAGGUACAGGCAAGGGCUAUGCAAAGUGAGAGAAAUCAGAGGCAGGGGUAGGGGUGUGCAAACCGUGGAAGAGAAAGAGAGAGGGGGGAAAGAGAAGAAGAAGAACUUCCCUGAAGGAAAGAAACCAUGCAAGUGGAUGCUGUCUUCUGUGGGAUCAGGUUACACAAAAUGAGAAACUACUCCAGGAGCACAUCAUCAGGGCUCACCAGGCUCAGAGAGGAUGCCAGCUGCUAGCACCAUGACCGGUGGGAGGGCCCUGCUGCUCUGUACAAACACUGACAACUGUAUCUACCAAUCAGUCAACGGGCUCCAGUGCUGUGGCUUGAAGGUCGGGGAGGCUCCGUCGCCUGCGGUGCCCCAGCGCCAAGAGGUGUGCAGGCCAUCAGGGGACAAAGACAGGAGGGACACUGCUCUACCCACCAAGCGUCCACUCUCCCCGUCACUCAGGCUGAGUGACAGCCCGGGUCCUCCUGACACCAUGCUAGCUCAAAGGAGAGCCACCACGACCAAUGACCCACGGACUCCCAACAUGGAGAACGGCAUGUGUGGCAAGCUGAAUAACAACAAGAGCCCAGCGGGAGUCAAGACCGCCAGCAUCCGUGAUAAGAUCUCACAAUGGGAGGGCAAAAAGGAGUCUGCUCCACUGGCUUCUUCAGGGACAUGUCCUCUUACAACGACGCAGAAGGAAGGUGAGGCAGUAAGGAAAAAGGAAUCUAAAGCUUCGGAAUUUCAAAGGACAGACAGCAAGAAGUUUGUCAGUUGGGACAGACAGGACUCAGGGAAGGAGAAUGUUGGAAAGCUGGGGGAUUCAAGGCCUAAAUCUCCUGAGGGCCAAACAAACAAGGACAGAGAAGUAAUCCUAGAGAGGGGUUGUCGGGCUUCAAAGCCUACAGAACAACCCCAAGACAAGAAGACUGUUUUAACUCAUGUUAAGAAACUGGAGAGGGCAACAAAGGAGGUUCCUGACAGACCUUCACUGGCUUUUCCAGGGAAUUACUUCUGCCCUCCCUCAAAGGAAGAGCUGGAGGAAACAGAAAAGAGGGCUAACGAGCCCAUUUUUGGGACUUUUGACGUGACUCGGCAUGGUGGAUCUCGGAGGAGGAGGGAGGGGGAUCCAGAGAACGUAUACAGUGAGCCAGGUGCUCCUUCUAUAAACCCUUUACCUAAACCUCAAAGAACCUUCCAGCACCACACACCUCCCACUACUCCUACUUCAGGACCAAGCUUUGGGAAGGGACGGAGGAAUUUGCCCCCUCUGCCCUCCAUUCCCCCACCACCUUUACCUACAUGCCCACCGCCUGGAGUUUGCAGAAGACCUUGGGCUGACAAACCCCGGGACAGCAGUAAUAGGAAGUCCUACGAAUUUGAGGAUCUGCUCCAGUCGUCUACGGAAAGCUGCAGGGUGGACUGGUAUGCUCAGUCCAGACUGGGCCUUACACGCACUUUAUCAGAAGAGAAUGUCUACGAGGACAUAAUAGAUCCUCCUUCCAAGGAGAACCCUUAUGAAGACAUAGAGCUGGAGAGGAGUUGUUUGGGGAGUAAAUGUGUUUCACCUGCAUCCUCAUCCCCUAUCCCUGACACACCAACUAAGCUCUCCUCCAAGCCCGGCUUCUUCAGACAAAACUCAGAAAGACGAAGCUUCAAGCUCCUGGAACUACGCAAAGUCAGCAGGGACACUGGCAUCUCCUCUCCUUCCCGAAUCAGCCCCCCCUCCACACCCAGCAGCCCCGACGACACCCCCUGCCUCUCCGGAGACCCGUACAAUCGCAGACGUAGGAAAAUCCCAAAGAUGGUGCUGAAAAUCAACGGCAUCUUCGAGGCGAGGAGAGGGAAGAAACGCAUGAAGAAGGUGUCUCAGUCCACAGAGUCCAGCUCAGGGAGAGUGACAGAUGAGAACAGUGAGUCUGAAAGUGACACAGAGGAAAAACUACAAGCUCACAGCCAGCGUCUGGUGUCGGUGCAAUCCAUGCUGAGGCAGACGGGGCGGUACCGGACGUUGGAGAAGGAUCUGAUGGAUUUGCAGGAGAGGAAACUCUUUGAGUAUUUCAUAGUUGUUGCGCUCCACAAGACAAAAGCUGGAGUCCCAUACCUGCCAGAGGUCACACAGCAGUUUCCUCUCAAGCUGGAGAGGAGCUUCAAGUUCAUGAGGGAGGCUGAGGACCAGCUGAAGGUCAUCCCUCAGUUCUGUUUUCCUGACGCCAAAGACUGGGCGCCUGUUGACAACUUCCCCAGUGAGACGUUCUCAUUUGUCCUGACUGGAGAGGAUGGGAGCAGGCGGUUUGGAUACUGUCGGCGGUUGCUGCCCAGUGGUAAAGGCAGGAGGCUCCCUGAGGUUUACUGCAUCGUCAGCCGCCUGGGCUGCUUCGACCUCUUCUCCAAGAUCCUGGAUGAAGUGGAGAAGAGGAGGGCUAUCUCCCCUGCUCUGGUGCAACCUUUCAUGAGAGGCAUCAUGGAGGCUCCCUUCCCUGCUCCAGGACGGACCAUCACUGUCAAAAACUUCCUACCUGGCUCUGGGACAGAGGUGAUCGAGCUGUGUCGGCCCUCUGACUCUCGCCUGGAACAUGUGGACUUUGAAUGUCUCUUCUCCUCCUUGAGUCUACGUCUCCUCCUGCGAGUGUUUGCCUCUCUGCUUCUGGAGCGCAGGGUCAUCUUCACUGCCGACAAACUCAGCACUCUAUCUCAGUGUUGUCACGCAGUAGUGGCUCUGCUCUACCCCUUCACCUGGCAGCACACGUACAUCCCCGUGCUCCCGCCCUCCAUGUUAGACAUCGUCUGCACCCCCACCCCCUUCAUCGUCGGCCUCCUCUCCAGCUCUCUGCCUCGACUCAAAGAGCUGCCCAUAGAAGAGGUCCUGGUGGUCGACCUUUGCAACAGCCGCUUCCUUCGACAGCUGGAUGAUGAGGACUCCAUUCUUCCUCAUAAGCUGCAGGCAGCUCUGGAGCAUGUGCUGGACAAGAGGAGGGAGCUGGCCUGUGAGAAAGGAGAUCUGCCCAAUGACUCUAGCUCCCUCAGCACGGUGGUGUCGGAAGCCUUUGUGCGUUUCUUCGUGGAGAUGGUGGGUCACUACUCCCUCUUCAUGGGUGGAGCGGAUCGAGAUGACGAGUCCGUCUCCUCCCCUACUUUGUCCAGCCCUUCCUCCUCGUCCUCCUCCUCUUCCUCUCCCUCCUCGUCCUUCCAGCGGGAUGCCUUUCGCAAAGCGGUCACUUCCAAGAGCUUGAGGAGGUUCUUGGAGGUGUUCAUGGAGACGCAGAUGUUCACCGGUUUCAUCCAGGAGAGGGACCAGCGCAGGCAGGGCCUCAGAGGUCUUUUUGAAGUGAGAGCACAGGAGUAUCUGGACUCACUGCCUGGGAGCGAGCAACGAGGGGUCAACAAGUUCCUCAAGGGUCUAGGAAACAAGAUGAAAUUCCUCUCCAAGAAAUGAUGCUCAGAGUCAGGGUGGCAUCAGUGAAAGUAGGACAAAAAAGCAUGAACAGAUGUGCAGGACAAAAUAAAAAAGGAUGCACUCCCUGAACGUGGAGAAUAUAGUGACGGGAUGUAUCAGAAGGAAAGGAUGACCUUCGGAGAGGACUGGACUCAUAGUUUAGGACUCAGUCUCAUAGAGGCUUAGCUCCUAGGUUCAUCAUCCAGUCGACUUAAGUGUUGUGAAGGGUUCACUCAGCUCGGACCAAAAGACCCUCCAUCACGAUAAAGCAUUCCUCAGUAGUGUCUUGAUGUUUUAUAGACCCUUGUUAUUUCCUGCAGUGUGUAACUGUACAGCACAGCACCGUGUAAAUGUUUGUAGGAACUGUGUUCUCCUUUCUCCAUCAUUAACUACACCUUUGACCCCGAUGAAGGGUGUCACUGAAGGCCUCAUUUUGUACAAAACUUCCCUAUACAUUCCAAGUAUUUUCUAUAGGAGCUUUUAUAAAUACAGUAGAACAACUUCUUCAUCAACAGGAGGCUUUUAAGUUAAUUUAUAUUCUUUUUUAGGUUAAUCUUUUUUAAUUUCAAAUGAGUGCAAAGAGAUCUCCUGUAGUUUGUAAUAGGCCUUAUUUAACAGAGUCUAGUCCAGACUGUUUGUAGACCACUUUGGGUUACUGGGUAAAUGUACCACUGUUUAAAGAAAUGAACGUUUAAUGGAGAAAAAGGAACGAGCACCAAAAAGGAAAUUGUAAAGAUGGAAGAAAAACAAUGUGAAUACAUCUCUCUGGGGUUUGAAUAAAGGGUUUGGAUGUUGA
Notolabrus celidotus (New Zealand spotty) is the source of this 4728-nucleotide messenger RNA. Its product is annotated as DENN domain-containing protein 2A. The record is from RefSeq and is a predicted model, not a curated record. The coding region runs from base 732 to 3932 and encodes 1066 amino acids. Lineage: Eukaryota; Metazoa; Chordata; Actinopteri; Labriformes; Labridae. Gene Ontology annotation, cellular component: actin cytoskeleton. The transcript is spliced from 21 exons. Gene Ontology annotation, biological process: retrograde transport, endosome to Golgi.